AUGCUACCUGAUGAUUAUGUCUGUGAUAAUGUAAUGGAAAGAUUUUCCCAAGAUGCAGGUCAUGUAAAUAAUAAUGGCAUUCAAUUAUUAGAAUUUUGUAAACAGUCAGGGUUACGUAAAGUAAAUGGCAGAGUCGGUAAUGACAUGCAUAUUGGUAAAUGUACAUUUGUAAACAGUCGUGGUUGUAGCCUUAUAGAUUAUGUAUUAUGCAAGCCUGAAAUGUUUUGUAAUAUAAAUGAGUUUGAGAUUGAUAUGCCAAAUAUUUUGUCCGACCACUGUCUAGUUAGUUGUAUGUUUAGUUUAGAUACUCAUAAUAAAAUUGUUGAAAAUGAUGAUAUAUACGUUGAGAGUGAGAAAUAUAUAGAUUUUAAAUACGUGUGGAAUAAUGAUUACAAAACUCAGUUUAUCGAGAAGUUGUCGAGCACAGAUAUUUCGCAUUGCUUAGAUGCAUUGUCCAAUGAUAUACUUUUGUGUUCUACAAAGCAAGAUGUUGAUGAUUGUUUACAAAGUUUUCAAACUAUUGUUGAUAAAGUUGCAUCUCCAUUGUUUAAAAAGGCAGUUUGGAAACGUACUGAAAAUGAUAGUAAUGGCUCAUUUCAAAAUAAUAAUAUUUGGUAUAAUAACGAAUGCUGUGAAAAGAAAGAUGUAUUUUUAAAUUUAUUGAAUAGAUAUAGAAGUGAUCCAAAUGAUGUCAACAGAAUUAAUAUGGUGCAAGCACGGUCAAUAUACAAAAAUACUUUAAGAAAAUGCCGGUAUAAUUUUGAUAAAGAAAAAACAUCAAAACUUGUUAAUGCUAGGUUUAAGAAUGCACGAUUGUAUUGGAAUAUGUUGAAAGAAACUGCUGGCGUUAAAAACACAAAUAUACCUUUGUCAUCUUUUGAAAUGUAUUUUAAGUCAAUAAAUAAUCCAGAAGAUAGAUUUUUUAAACCAGAUGAAAAUGUGUUAAACUUUAUAGAGCGUUAUGAGCACAAUGAAUUUAAAGUUAUGUUUGCAGAAUUAAAUGAACAUAUUUCUUUUGAUGAAAUAUAUAGGGCAAUUAAACAAUUCUUUAUUGCUGGUGGAAAUGUAUUUAUACCUGUUUUACAUAAACUUUUUAAUAGAUUGUUCGAUAUAGGCUACUUUCCCGAGUCAUGGUCUGAGGGUUACAUUAUACCUUUACAUAAAAAGGGAAACGUUAACAAUGUGGAUAAUUAUCGUGGAGUUACAUUAUUGAGUUGUUUAGGCAAGCUUUUUACACAUAUACUUAAUAACAGACUUAGAAAUUGGGCUGAAGAAUAUAACGUGUAUGUCGAAGCUCAGGCUGGAUUUCGCGCUCAUAUGAGCACCAUAGAUAAUGUAUUUGUAUUACAUGGCUUAAUAAACCAUAUGUUAAACCAAGGAAAACAAUUAUAUGCUUUAUUUGUUGACUUUUCAAAAGCUUUUGACUAUGUAGUGAGAGAAAAUUUAUGGUAUAAAUUGAUCAAGUUAGGUCUGAGAGGAGAAACAGAAGAAGCAGAAAUCGGAUCAGAGAUCGAAGCAGAGACCUUCUCUUCCGUCGUUACGAUCCAAAGCCACCAGUUAGAGACCGUACCAUAG
Messenger RNA from Mercenaria mercenaria, 1575 nucleotides. RefSeq lists its product as uncharacterized. The transcript has 3 exons. Bases 1 to 1575 code for a protein of 524 amino acids. Lineage: Eukaryota; Metazoa; Mollusca; Bivalvia; Venerida; Veneridae. The record is from RefSeq and is a predicted model, not a curated record.